AUGGUUGUUAUUAAGCUUACCCCCGCAAUAGUCCUAGCCUUCCUGGCUGGUGCCAACGCUAAGGAUAUCUUUGUAUCUCCUACUGGUACUGGCUCUGGUACUCUUGCUGCACCAUAUGGAUCGAUUCAGUCUGCCAUUGAUGCUGCCAAGGCUGGUGACUUUAUUUACUUGAGGAAGGGUACUUAUGCUCCUUCGAAGAACAUUCAGGUCAAGACCAGCGGAGCAAAGGGUAGUCCCAUUACAGUGAAGCCUUAUCAGAAUGAGAAGGUUAUCAUUGAUGGAGAGAAUAUGCCUGGUACACCAAAGGCUGUUGGCGAAUCACUUCCCAACGCUGAGCGUGGCGUUUUCCAUAUCCAGAAUGCCGAGUGGUGGUCAUUCUAUAAUCUCGAGAUCAUCAACGGUCCAUAUGGUAUCUACGCCAGAGAUGCCUCCAACAACUACUACGAAGGUCUCUCCACCCAUGACAACUAUGAGACUGGCUUCCAGCUCGAAGGCGCUUCCUCCAACAACCAAGUCAUAAACCUCGACUCCUACCGUAACCGUGACCCUCGCAAGAACGGCGAGAGUGCCGACGGUUUUGCUUGUAAGGAGGGUUCGGGUGAAGGCAACGUCCUCCGCAAUGCCCGACUUUGGGAAAACGUCGAUGAUGGACUGGACCUGUACAUGUUUGGCUCUCCUGUCACGCUCGACGAAGUAUACGCUUGGGGUAACGGUUUCAACCGCUGGGGUUUCACACCCUUUGAAGGUGACGGUAACGGUUUCAAGCUCGGCAUCACCAACAACCCUCCCGCGAACCAUAUCAUCAAGAACUGCAUUGCCUUCCAGAACGCGAAGAAGGGCUUCAUUGAUAACGGAAACCCCGGCUCUCUGACCUUCGACCGUAACACUGCUUGGAAGAACGGUGACAAUGGUUUUAACCUACGCAGCUCUUCGUCCAAGGUCACCAAGAACGUUGCUGCCAGCAACACUGGUGAUCAGGUCAGCUUGAACAGCAAGGUUUCUGCGUCUGGAAACUCGUGGGAUAUCAAAGACACCUGGAAUGAUGCUUCUUUCAAGAGCACUGAUGCAUCCACGCUCAAGGGUGCUCGUGGAACUGACGGACGUGUCAAGGCUAGUGACUUCUUGAUUCCUGCUUCUGGAGCUGCUAUUGGUGCUACCACCAAGGCAAAGGUUUGA
Molecule: messenger RNA, 1176 nt
Organism: Fusarium tjaetaba
Lineage: Eukaryota; Fungi; Ascomycota; Sordariomycetes; Hypocreales; Nectriaceae
Product: pectate lyase
Exons: 3
Coding region: 1-1176 (391 amino acids)
Source: RefSeq, a predicted model, not a curated record